ACAGACAUGGACGUCGCGUAGAAUAUUUUUGCGAAAUUUAGCGAAUUUAUAAUACUUUUAAUUGUUCUGUAGUUAAAAUAUAAAUGUUUAACAAAUAUUUACAACAUUUUCAAUCAACUAAAGUGUAAUGUUAUUAACAAUUAAGUGAAAAUGUAGUUAAAAUAUUGUUUGUAUGAGGCAGUAUUUAAAUUUCUAUUUGGAGAAAAAGUGUUGACCAUGAAAAUGUUUGCCAAAUAUUUGUAUAAAUCGAUAAAUAUAUUCGAACUAAAACAAAAUUCACAAUUACUCUACUAAUAUAAUAUAACAAGGAUAAAGAAAUUAUCAAAAAAAAAAAAAUAAAUAAAAACAGUGAAUAGUGUUUAGAAAAAAAGAGGAAUUUAAACGAAAAACUAACUAUUAUCGUUCACAAGAACAAAACCUUAAAGGAAUUUAUCCGCUCACCAUUAUUUCUAUAACGUCAAAAUGGAUGGUCAACGCGCUCGCGACAUACUCACAUUGUUGCAGGAGCGCGUCGUUUUCCUAACCGGUGGACGGGAUCGUCGUGGAGGACCGCUGUUAUGCUUUCCGGCUACACCAAGGCGUGAUCGUUUGAAGCCAGAUGAUUUAAGGCGGCUCUUGAGUUAUCUCAUAAUGAUACCAAGUGACUCUGCGAAAAAUUUGGGUUUCACUGUCAUUAUUGAUAUGCGUGGCAAUGGCAAUUGUUCGACAAAUGUCAAGGCCAUAUUGAAAGUGUUGCAAGAGCAUUUCAGUGCCAACAUACACAAUGUUGUCAUCAUAAAACCGGAUAAUUUUUGGCAAAAACAACGCGCUUCAAUAUCCUCACACAAAUACAAAUUUGAAACAUCCACAAUAUCGAUUGAAGCUCUUAAUAAAAUAGCCGAGCCAAAUCAGUUGACUUCAGACUUUGAUGGCAGUCAAAUGUAUGACCAUCAGCAAUGGACCGACUCCAGAUUGGCAAUAGAGGAUUUCUUUUGGCAGGCCAGUGAUUUGGCCGACCGUAUUGAUGAUUUGCAGGAGGAUUUACAACGUAAUGAUUUUGCCGAAGAUGUUAAUGGGGCGCGUCAUGCUCUGGAUCAUCACAAUGAAAUGAAGAAGAAAAUACUCAAGUUGCCGAUUGAAGAUUUGGAUGUGCAGGGCAAAAAGUUGUUGACAAAAAUUAACAUGAGCAGCGGCUGCAGUGGUGGAGCGGGUGCCAGUGGUGGAGAUUGUGGUGGCAGUGACUCGGGUACUUCUUCACAGUCGCGUGUACCCACUAAUAAUCCCGAUAUGUCGGCAGCUAUUAGCAAGGCCUUGCGACAAAUAGAUCUUAUACAUUCUGGUCAGCAGAGAUUACUUACCUUGUGGCAGCAUAAAAAAGUUAAACUAGAUCAAUGUUUUCAGUGGCGCUUGUUUGAGCAGGAUUGUGAAAAAAUGUUUGAUUGGAUUUUGCACAAUCGGGAUGUGUUUCAAAUGUCUUAUGUGGAAAUUGGUCAUAACUAUUCAGUGGCGAAAUCUUUGCAAGAUGAACACCAAAAAUUUGCCGUGGCCUCUAUGAAUGUCUCCGUCAAUAUUGAUCGCAUUUUGGCUGUGGCCUCUCGGCUCAUUGAAAGUCAACAUUAUGCCGCACAAAAUAUCAAGACCCUGGCCACGCGCUUAGACCGCACAUGGAAGGAUUUUGCCGCUGGUUUGGAUGAGCGUACAGCAGUGCUACAACUAAGCGUGCUAUUUCAUCACAAGGCUGAGCAAUACUGCAACAGUGUGGCCUCAUGGGCAGCUGCUUGUCAGGCUUCGCAACCCUUGCCUUCGGAUAUACAAAGUUUAGAGACGGCUAUACGAACUCAUCAGUCUUUGUACGAGGCCAUGUGCCAGGCUUACACCGAGGUUCAUUCUACCAGCAAGAAGUUACUUUAUCAAUUGGAUCAUUUAGUGCAGGUGUGUAAUCAACCUCCUCCCCCUGGUGUUCCUGAUCAUCGCAAAAAUAGUACUUACAACAAAUAUGGGCGUCAAAAUCCUGCUGCUGAUUAUAGUGAAGGUGCUUCUCAUGUGCUUGCAGUCAUACAUCAGAUUCUGGGUCACCAUCGUUCUUUGGAAUCAAAGUGGCACCAAGAAAAAAUUCGUUUGCAUCAAACUUUGGCUCUAAGGCUGUUUCAGGAGGAUGUAAAACAGGUUCUUGACUGGCUGAAAAAUCAUGGCGAAGUGUUUGUGCGUAAAAAUACCGGAAUUGGUAGAAACCUGCAAAAGGCUCGCGUUUAUCAAAAGUCUCAUGAACAUUUCGAAAAUGUGGCCCAAAACACCUACAGUAAUGCUGAGAAACUGUUAGCGGCCGCUGAUGAACUUGCCCGUAGUGGUGAGGCAGAUCCCAAUGAAAUUUACUCAGUGGCCCAUGAAUUGGAAAUACAAGUAGCAAGUUUUGCCGAACGCGUGGAACAGAGGAGAAGGCGUCUAGACAUGGCUGUCAUUUUCUAUACGCACGAAAAAGAGGUGACUGCCUGGAUUGACCAGCUGAGGGCAGAUGUUUCUACUGAUGAAACCAUGUUAUCGCAAGAAAAUCUAGAAGGCAUAGAGAGACUUUUACAACAGUAUAGAGAGCAACAAGAUAACACCCUCAAAGGCUGCAUGCAAACAAUUGCUCAAGGAGAGGCUCUGCUGCAAGAAAUGAGAUCUCUGGAGUAUUCAGACAAUACAGGUUCUCUUUCGGCCUUGGAAGCAGCACUCGAAAAACUUUCAAAGCAAAAAAUAGAGCUAGACGAAUUGUGGUCUGCCCGCAAGUUUCGUGCAGACUUAAUCUUACGCUUGCGUUACUUUGAGCGAGACGCCAUGGAACUAUCCUCUCAGCUGGAGAUAUGGUCUGAGGAACUACAACAUGCAGAUCUGUCACGUGACUACCAAAAAGCCGAACAACUUAUACGCAUGCACAACGAAUCGGUUAGUGACAUACAAAAUGCCACCUACGAGGUGCUCGAGCAGGGACAGGAGCUUUUACAAAUGUUUGAAUCGGCUGGCUUUAUUUCAAUGGCUGAUGCCACUCAUACCGCACAAGCUCGCAUCGAAUAUUUGCUAAACUUUUUGCGUGAACGUGAAAUUGAUUUGGAAGAGUUGUCAGAGGCCAAGCGCGCAAAACUAGAACAAGCUGUGCAAUUGUGUCAGUUUCAAAAUGAUGCGAAUCAAGUCAUUUCAUGGAUACGAAAUGGUGAGGCCAUGUUGGUGGCAAGUUUUGUUACCCCCAACAGUCUGCAGGAGGCCGAACAGUUGCGUAAGGAGCAUGAGCAGUUUCAAGUGGCAAUUGAAAAGACUCAUACAUCAGCGGUUCAGGUUAAAUACCGGGCCGAUGCUCUUAUCAAUGCCAACCACUACGAUCCCCAAUCGAUAAGAGAAAUUUCCGAUGAUGUCACCAAAAAGUGGCAACAAUUGGUCACUUAUGCCGAAGAACGCCACAAGCUGGUCACAGCCUCUAUAAACUUUUAUAAAACAGCCGAACAGGUGUGUUCAGUGCUGGACAGUUUGGAAAGGGAAUAUCGCAGAGAGGAUGACUGGUGUGGUGGUGGCGGCUCCAGUGACAAAGCCCAAACGAUUGUGCAACUCAUCUCAAAGCACCAAGAACAAAAAGAAGCUUUUCUUAAGGCCUGUACUUUAGCCCGACGGACAGCGGAAACUUUCCUUAAAUACGCCAACAGAUCGCAACAGUACUACGAAUAUCAAUCUCAAGGCAAUUGCGAAAAUCGUGUAAAAACCAUUUUGGACAAACUGCUUACUCAGGAAAAUCAAGUGCUGGAGUUUUGGACACAGCGUAAAAAGUCACUGGAUCAGUGUCAACAAUUUGUACUCUUCGAGAGAAGUGCCAAACAGGCCAUCGAAUGGAUCCAUAAUACAGGCGAAGCCUACUUGUCGUCACGCACUAAUCUGGUGGGAAAAACUCGUGAAGAAACCGAAGGUUUGCUCAAAGAGCACAACGAGUUUAGAGGCACAGCAAAGGAGACAAGAGAGCGUGUCAAGUUAUUGAUACAAUUAGCCGAUAGUUUGGUGGAAAAGGGACAUGCCCAUGCCAGUUCAAUAAAGCAAUGGGUUGCAUCUGUUGACCAAAGGUACAAAGAUUUUAGCAACCGCAUGGAUUCCUAUAGGGAACAAUUGGAAAAGUCCUUGGGCAUGUCCAUGGUGGUAGAAUCCGAUGCAAACAGCUCAAUUAGUUCUAUUACCGGUUCGUCUACAUCAACCGACCGGCAUUCAGAUCCAACUCUCGAAGCAAAAUUGACCACCUCCACUACAGUGGCAGCCAAGGAAAUAAACGAAGAAAAACGUAAAUCAGCACGUAGAAAAGAAUUCAUCAUGGCUGAAUUAAUGCAAACCGAAAGAGCCUAUGUUAAAGACUUGGACACAUGCAUUAAAUGUUUCCUCGAAGAAUUUCGUUCUGGACAAGGAGCACCUACGGCUCUUACCGGCAAAGAAGACAUUAUUUUUGGCAAUAUUAGAGAAAUCUACAAUUUCCAUCACAAAAUAUUCCUGCGUGAGUUGGAGAAAUAUGAAACCAUGCCUGAAGAUGUUGGCCAUUGUUUUGUCACCUGGGCCUGUAAAUUCGACAUGUACGUACACUAUUGCAAAAACAAACCCACAUCGAAUAACUUGCUAGUACAACAUGCGGGAACAUUCUUCGAUGAAUUGCAACACAAACACAAGGUAGAACAUCCUCUGCCAGCUUAUCUAAUCAAACCCGUACAACGUAUUACCAAAUAUCAGCUGCUACUAAAAGAUUUGCUCUCCUGCUGUGAGGAAAGUCAUGGUGAAAUUAAGGAGGGUCUUGAAGUCAUGUUGAAUGUUCCGAAAAAGGCAAACGAUGCCAUGCAUUUGUCUCUGCUCGAAAACUGCGAUGUUUCCAUUGAUGGUUUGGGAGAGGUUGUCUUGCAGGAUGCAUUCCAGGCUUGGGAUACUAAACAAUUGAUAAGAAAGGGUCGUGAAAGACGCGUAUUUUUAUUUGACAUGUAUUUAUUGUUUGCUAAAGAAGUCAAAGAUUCGAAUGGUUCAGUAAAAUACCAAUUUAAGAGCAAACUCAUGACAACAGAUCUUGGCAUUACGGAGCAUAUUGAAGGUGAUGAGACUAAAUUUGCUGUUUGGACUGGUAGACCGCCCAUGCUUUCGGACUGUCGCAUUGUACUUAAGGGCAAUAGUUUGGAAACGAAACAAAUUUGGACUAAGAAACUGCGAGAAGUUAUUCAAGAAACCGGCUUCUCGGGCACCUCUCUUACUCUACCCAAAUCUCCGGCGAAAAAUUCUGGUUCAUCGCAGCGUUCGUCGAGGGAUCUGGAUGAUCCCCUGACAGAAAAUGAUCCCGAUAAAUGUUCCCUGGCCAGUUAUGGUUCCGGCAAUACAACUGAUAGUGACAAUAAGAUUGGCACACAUGAAGCUACUUGGGUUAUAUCCGAUUACAUUGCUUCGCAUGGCUCGAAUGAACUCAGUGUCAGUAAAGGACAACAAGUGGAAAUUGUUGAAGCGCCUACAGCAAAUGAGCCAGAUUUCUGUUUAGUUCGUCUCAAUCCACAAACUGAUGAUGCGGCCGUACAGGAGGGUUUAGUGCCAGUUUCUAUACUUAAACCACCACCUGGUUCUCAGAAGACAAGCUCAACUCGCAAAGAUAAAGGUGAUGUCAUACAAGACCAAACCAAUAAUCGUAGUAAACCAGAUUCCCUUACAUCGUCCACUAAAAGAAGAGGCCUUGGAGGGCGCAAGUGGCUACCACAGAUUGGUCGUAAACCAACUCAAAACAAGGUGGAAAAAACCCCCGAAAAGUUAUUGGUCAAAAAGUUGUCCGAGAAAAAUUUCAAGUUGCCAGCGAAACAAGUGGAUGAUGCCAACACCUCGCAGUUGGCCUCAGCAAAUACAACAUCACAGCUUAAUAUAUCACAACAGGACUAUGAAGCUGAAGAGGAGGUGGGACUUGAAUUGCCGCCGCCCAUGAAACCAAUACUGGAGCCCCAUUUAAUGUCAAAUGGUCCGCCAACCUUUACAAAGGACAUGAAAGACAAUCCAUCAGCAAUGGCCAAUUCAGGCAAAAUGGAUGGUCUCUCAGAAAUCGAACAGAUUGUAAAAGAAAAAACGGAAAAACAUGAAGAGAAAUCGAAAAUUUUCAGUGAAAGCAAUGUCCGUAAUGCAAGUGUUGGUGCAGGAGGCAAUAGCAGUAGCAGCAGCUGCAGCGGUGUUGCUGGUGGCAUCAAUACAACCGAAAACGCUGAUUUUGUUUAUCCAAACAGUGAAAGCGGUGUGAAAGCGGAAAAUAAUGGCGAAGUAAAUUAUAAUUUUUAAAAUAUAAUUUUAAAAAUAAUUAUUCUUAAAAAUACCUCUAAAAAAACACACACACAGAACACACAUACCGAAGCCAGUGAUAAUGAAUCUGUACAAAAACACAGAUUUCCGGCUUUAGCCGAACUUUUAUCGACAGAAGAAAUGUACAUAAAGGAUUUGGGCGAUAUUGUCAAUGGGUACAUAGCAGAAAUAAGGAAUGCCAAUAGUGAUAUACCAUUGCCAAAUGACUUAAAGGGGCCCAAAGGACAAAUCGUAUUUGCUAAUAUUGAAGCCAUUUACGAAUGGCAUAGAGAUUAUUUUUUAAAGGCCUUAAUACAAAGUCAAAAAACACCAACCGAAUUGGGAUCACUGAUCAAACGCUAUGGCAACAAAUUUCAAAUGUACAUCACUUAUUGUAAUAACAAACCAAAGUCAGAGCAUAUUGUAACCGAACAUUCUCAAUACUUUGAUUUGGUGCGACAGAAAUUACAUCAUCGUUUGGAUUUGAGUGACUUGUUAAUAAAACCCGUGCAGAGAUUAACCAAAUAUGUUUUAUUACUACACACCAUAACUAAACAAAUCGAACAAGCCGGCCUAGUGGAAGAUGUUCCCAUCAUGAAAGAGGCCUGUAAUGUUAUGAAUGCCAUUUGCAAAGAUGUUAACGAUAUUAUGGUCCUGCGUCGCCUUAAAAAUUUCGAUGGCAAUAUCACAGCACAGGGUAAAUUGCUACUGCAUGGUCCCUUGACCUGCAUAGAGAAUGGCAAAAAUACCACUGAGGGUAAAAUGCGCGAAUUGCAUGUGUUUCUUUUUGAACAAGGCAUUUUUUUCACUGAAAGACACAAUUCAAAAAUUCAAUUUACCAGCCCAACCUACAUUUAUCGUUCACACAUUCAGGUAAAUAAAAUGCAAUUGGAUGAGUGGCCCAACAAUCGUUUUCUACUCAAGUCUACAGAUCCCAAUCGACCGGAUUUGAAUAUGAUUUGUUAUGCCGCCACUAUUGAUUCGCACCGUGAAUGGCUUGACACCAUACGCAAACAGUUGCAAUUUCAAAAUGAUUUCCUCAACGCCUUAAUACGACCUAUCGCCUAUCAGCAACAACAGCAACAACAACAAACAAAACACAAUCAUAGCGAAUUAAAACAUGAACACAGUCGAGAGCAGCUAUAGCCAGAUUUAAAUUAAACAAACAAAUUCACAACAUGGUAAGAACCAAAAUUUAUAGGAAAUUCACUACAACUACACACAACACAACAGUUAAAUUAACUUGAGAAACAAAAAAAAAAAGCGAAGCUAAUGAAAUUUCGAAUUAAUUUUUUUUCAACUCUGGUAUCCUAGAAUCCUAGAAACAAACAAAUAAAUAAAAAAAAUAAAAACAGAGACAAAAUACAAAAUUAUUAAUUAAAUACAUACACAUAUAAAAAUAACUUGCAAACAUUAUGUGUGCUCAGUUAUUAUACUCAGUUAAUGUGAAUCAAUCUACAAAUUAAGUAAAGUAAAGAAAAGAUAACAUAAAUACAUAUAUUUUUAGCAAAAGUAAAAUGUAAUAUAUAUACAUAUAAAAAUAUAAAUUUAGUUGAUCAGAUGAGAUCGUUAACGUAUAGCAGCAGCAGCAACAGCAGCACACUAUGGAAUAUUUGUGUAUAUCUUUAUGAAAUUUGUUUAAAAUCUUUUGUGUUUAUAAAUAUCUAUGUACGUGCGUGUGUAUCAAGCGAAAACGUCAACUCUUAAGAUAUUAAUUACGUCAUCAAAAUGGAAAUGAAGAAAAAAGUAUUAUUUCUGCAAUGCAAAAAAAAAACGAAAUUAAUUUUAUUUUCUUGUUUUUUUUAUUAUUAUCUAUCUUAUUCCUUUAAAACGCCAGUCAUAACAAUAAGAAACUUUAGUUAUUUUAACACUUUUGUCAGUAAAUACAAUACAAUACAUAAUAUUUUUAGUUUGUUUUACCUACUAAAUUAAUGUUUUCUAUAAUUUUUGCAUUUGCAUACAACAACAAGAACAAAAAAAUAAAAACUAAAUGAUCGACCAAUUAUUAUUAUUAUUAUUCAAAGCAAUUUGUUUACAAACUUUUAUUUAUAGAUAUAAAUAUACACAUUUAUUAUUUCAUAAAUAUUUUUUAAUUAUGUAUCUUUAUUUUUAGCAAGUAAUGUUGUCUAAGUGCUGUUUGAGUGAUUCUAAGUAAUAAGUAUUUUCAUAUAAAAUUACAUCUACCUACCUUUAUACAAACAAACAAAUCAAAUCAAAUGUACAUUUUUUUAUUUAUUUAAUUUUUUUAUUUUUUUUUAAUUUUCAGUAAUUACAUUUUUUAAUUUUUAAAUAUACAUACUUUUCAUACUCAUAUUAAACAAGAAAUUGAUAAAAAAAAUAUUUAAAAUUCAUACAAAUAUGUAAUAAACGUAUUAAAAGAAAUAUUACAAUUAAAAAUCCAAGAAAAUAAGAUUUAAAAGUGUUUAAAACUGAAAAAACACCAUAAAUAUGUUAAAACUAAAGAAUUAAUAAAUAAACAUUUAAAAAAAAUCAUUCACUCAUUACAUUUUAAUUUUAUUUUGAUGUUUUUUUUAUAUAAAUACUUGCAAAUAAUAUUUAGAAAAGUCUUUACAGCUUUAACAGAGCUUUAAACUACAAAAGCAUUUUAUAAUAUGUUUUCCUUUAAUCACACUUAGGCAAAUGUAAAUAUUAUGUUGUGAUUAAUGUAAUCUAAUGCUAAGAUUUAUUAUUAAUUUUCUUUUUAAUUUAUGUUAUUAUUGUCAUUGCCCCGAGGAAGGCGGCGGACAUUUUUACUACAUUCGAAACAAAUACAAUAGACAUAUUUCCGAAAAUUACAAAACAAAACAAAAAAAAAAAAUUAAAUGAUAUUAAAAGUAUGUACUAAUUAAUCUGUAUAAUUAAAAUAAUAAAAUGAAUUAUAAUUGUGACAUAUACAUAAAUACAUACAUAUUUUUCUGAGACGUACUAAAUAAAUAUAAACAAAAAAAUAAUGCAUAAAUAUAAAUAUUUUUCAUACAAAUUCCAGCAAAAA
Molecule: messenger RNA, 9262 nt
Organism: Calliphora vicina (urban bluebottle blowfly)
Lineage: Eukaryota; Metazoa; Arthropoda; Insecta; Diptera; Calliphoridae
Gene: trio
Product: trio
Exons: 17
Biological process (GO): axon guidance
Cellular component (GO): plasma membrane; extrinsic component of membrane; cytoplasm
Molecular function (GO): protein binding; guanyl-nucleotide exchange factor activity
Source: RefSeq, a predicted model, not a curated record